Molecule: messenger RNA, 552 nt
Organism: Rotaria sp. Silwood1
Lineage: Eukaryota; Metazoa; Rotifera; Eurotatoria; Philodinida; Philodinidae
Source: the annotation of a GenBank genome assembly
AUGUCAUCAAUUACGAGUAAUUUAUCAGAUAAUACAAUUAAACUUAGUUAUCUUAAUUCACCAAUAUCACAUAUUAUUCAACCUUACAAUACACAUCCACAUAGUGAUAUUGACACAAAAUCUGUUGGUUCAAAAUCCAUAGGCUCACGUACAUCAAAAUUAACUUAUAGUGAAUACCCACAAGUACGACCAACGAAUCCACUUUAUUCAAGUACAUUUACUCUUCGAACUCUUUCAUCAGCUAUUUCGAAUGUCUCAAGUGCAGCAACUGUUGUUGAACGUCGAAAAAAAUUCGAUCCACAUAUACCAAAACGUCCUUAUGAUUGGCGUUGGUUUGCUGUUCUUUGUAUUUUUCUUUUUCCAUUAACAGGUUUAAUUGCAUUUGGUCUUGCUUAUAAAGCACAAAUAAAAUUUAAAGAUGGUUUUAUUGAUGAAUCUCGUAAACUAGAUAAACAUGCUUUUACUCUGUGUAUAAUUAGUGUUAUUUGUGGUAUUAGUCUUCUUUUAGGCUUCUUAUAUGGACUAGAUUCAUGGCCACGUACAAAUGGUUAA